GAGCGCGUCGGCGCUGUAGUCUAGUCCGGGUCCGCCUGCGUUCCCGCGUGGCUGCCGCGCGCUGCUGAUGCUCUCCAUCUGUUGAGACGGUUCCACCGCGCAGCAGCGAACACGCACCGAGGCAAUGGGAGCUCUGGGGGCGAUAGUGGGGAUUUUAAAAUAUGCGGGACUUUACCUUCAACUUAAUGCGGCUCUGAGCCACGGAUACUCAGAGGUGGACAACCGUGUGUCUGGAAAUGCGGUCUUCACAGAAGUCCCACAGGACGUCAUAACAAACAGCGGUGAGGAUGUGGAGAUGGCGUGCUCCUUCCGUGGGGCGCGUUCUCCCUCCUGCUCUCUGGAGAUCCAGUGGUGGUACAUCAAGAACCACUGGCAGGACAAGCCUGCACAUCUGACCAACAAUAUAGCGACCAUGGAGGAAAUGUCCGAGGACUCCACGAAGAUCAGUGUGGUGAAAGUGGUCGGCAGCAACAUUUCCCACAAACUCCGCCUCUCCAGCGUCAAAGCAUCAGACGAAGGGACCUACGAGUGUCGCGUCAUUGACAACAGCGGUGCUGUGGCGCAGCAUCACCGCGUCCGCGCCUACCUCCAGGUCAACAGUCAGGAGUCACAUGACGUCCGCCUACAGGAAGCCCGGCAGUGGAGACGGGGGAGUCACCAAACCUCGCAUGCAGGAAGCAGACGGGGAGACGAGGAGGAGACGGGCUGGCAGCCUCAGUCAUUGUGAAGCAGCGUUCGUUUUGUAGUUAACCUCCAGUCCUCUUGCAUGUUCAUGUCUCGUUUCUACAUGGAGGGCUGAAGGUUUUCUGCAUAUGUUUCUUGGUUUGUUUGCUGCCUGAAUGCUGGAGAAUGUCAGCAGAGAAAAGGUUUU
Oryzias melastigma (Indian medaka) is the source of this 871-nucleotide messenger RNA. RefSeq names its product V-set and transmembrane domain containing 2 like (gene vstm2l). NCBI's taxonomy places the organism in Eukaryota, Metazoa, Chordata, Actinopteri, Beloniformes, Adrianichthyidae. The record is from RefSeq and is a predicted model, not a curated record. The coding region runs from base 125 to 727 and encodes 200 amino acids. The transcript has 4 exons.